CAAUUGAAUUUCUUUAACUCUUUCCACCAACUUUUUCAAGUCCAAUCCGUCAAUUUUGAUGGGAGAUUCCAUUUUUCAGCGGUAUCUCGAUCAGCUGUUGCCAAUUGAAUAUAAUGAAGACUUGCUGAGUACUGCUUCAAUAUCUGGGGAUAUGUUUGAUCUUCGAUUGAAAAAAUCAUUGGUGUCUGGAUGUUUAUGAAACGCAACUGAAUUAUCUGCUUAUGAAGCACAUCUGGCUGGUUGCUAGCUUCACUGCCUUUACUCGAGAAUUAGGAGACCACUUUAGAUGAGUGAUACUGCUUCACUUCCAAGUAAGUGGUACUUACGAGAACAGGACAACGAAAGAUAUAUAUACGGCAUUGACUGUGAUAGUUCGAAUCAGUCCUAUAACAUUUUUUGUACGAAUUUCACUUCAACUUGGGCAGAAAGAUUAAGCAAGGGAGAAAUAAUAUCCAAGGCUGAUGAUUCUGGUAUAAGGAUUGAUGAUGAGGGACUUACUUUGCUUAUUGAAACAUUUUCCCUGUCUAAAGGGGACUUGAAUGAAUAUAUAGAGUUUAGAUGGACUCCAGACGCAUCAUUGAACGGACUUGAAAUAAAAUUCAAGAAAAGCGGCUAUUUUGAUUGGACGUUUGAUUUAACUAAAUUAUCUGAUUUAAACCAUAUUAUAUUCAUGGAAGCAUUAAACUAUCAACAGUUUGUUAAUCAUGAUUUCUUACUCCACAAGAUAAAAGAAUUUGAGAAGAUGAUAGAAAGUAAGGAUCAGUUUAUAUACUAUUUAUCAGAGAACUACAUAUCCUUGAAUGGAGAUGAGAUGAUUAAGAAGUAUAAAAAAAAUAAUCAAGCGAAUGCAGAUAGUCUUGACAAAUACGAUAAACAAAAAUGG
Hyphopichia burtonii NRRL Y-1933 is the source of this 883-nucleotide messenger RNA. RefSeq lists its product as uncharacterized. The transcript has 2 exons. The record is from RefSeq and is a predicted model, not a curated record. Gene Ontology annotation, biological process: double-strand break repair. Gene Ontology annotation, cellular component: nucleus. NCBI's taxonomy places the organism in Eukaryota, Fungi, Ascomycota, Pichiomycetes, Serinales, Debaryomycetaceae. The annotation marks the transcript as partial.